UGGAUCGUUUAUUCAUUCGAAAGAAUUAUAAGAGUGCAGUAGUUUGUUCUAACAACCAGAUUUUGUGCAAAGAAAUUUGUUGUAGUUACAUUUUUCGUUUGAUAAAAAAUUAAACUAUUUUAUAUCCACUAGCGAUUACUUGCUGUUUCAAUUGCAUUUCGACGGAACUGAAAACUUAUACUGUAACAAAUACUUGUUGCAUCAAUUGCAUUUUGAGGAAUAUAUAAAUAAUUUGUAUAAAUGAUGAUGUCUGAUACAGUUUGUGGUUGUGGUGCAAUAUUCCGGGACAUCGAUAGUCUUCAAAAACAUUGCAACAAUAAUUUGAAUCAUAGACCAACAAUUUAUUGCACUGUAGGAAAACCUAAAAAAAACUGUUUUCCAACACAUAGUUCGGACUCAAAUAUGGUAAAAGUUACAAAAAAACAGUGUAUGGGCUUAGUAGGAUCAGGAUUCAAAAAAAUUAAUUCGGCCUUAAAAGGUGGUGUAAGAAAUUUUUUUUUGAAAAAUAAUACAAUUGUUGAUGACAUUGUCGAUUUCAUGGUUGAAAUAAAUCACGAAAUAAUAAAUUUAUUAAAAAUGUUAACUGUAAAGGGUAUGGUAAAAUUCAAUGUUUUACUACAUACAACGUACUUUCAUACUGUAACUGGUGAGUUCAAAGAUGUAUCAUUCAAGUCGCGCAAUAAAACAGUAGACUUAGGAACCGAUUUUACAUCAGUAAUGGAAAAAAUAACAUUAAAGUUGGAAACUGAAAAACAAGAAAUGGAAAUCAAGCAAAGUGGAUGGUCGCUAAUAUCAAUUGAUGGUAUUUUGUUGAGAGUACAUAAAUUGAACCCACUGAAGGGAUCAUCGUAUAUUGAAUUACCAUCGUGUAUAAAAAACAAAAAGGCUGUUGUAAAUAUUAAAAACGAUGAUCAACAAUGUUUCAAAUGGUCAAUCUUAUGUCAUUACAAUAAAAGAGUUAAAAGAAGUGAUUGGAAUGUUGCAUAUAUUGAAUUAGAACAAUGUUUGAACAUAGAUUUUUUUGGUAUUGAUUUUCCAACACCAAUUGAACAAAUUAAUCGCUUCGAACGAAAAAAUCCUACAAUAUCGGUAAAUGUGUAUGCGUUGGACAAUAAAAACAUUGUUUUUCCAUUGCGUGUAACUAAAUCCAAAACCGCUACAGAUCAUAUUGAUUUACUAUACUUGAAAAAUAAUGAAACUAACCACUAUUGUUACAUCUCAAAAUUUUCAAGGCUUGUAUCAAAACAACGCUCAAAAAGUAAACGACAAGAAUAUCAUUGUAAACGAUGUCUCAGCGUAUUUAACGAGCAACCGUUAUUAACUCGUGCGAGUGGGAAAGAGGGACUUAAAGAACAUGUAAAAAUGUGUGGAAAAUUCAAGGAGGCUCGCAUUGUUCUACCACAGCCUAACUCUGAUCUUUCAAUAUUAUGUUUUAAAAACACAAGACGAGAAGAAGCAAUACCGUUAGUUAUCUACGCUGAUAUGGAAAGUUUACUUGUUCGAACGAUGGAACAAAUAUCGGACAAGUCUAUGAUUGUACAAAAACAUAAACCAAUGAGUUAUUGUUUUUACUUAGUACGCAACUCCAAAAUAUUACCGCAAAACAUGUGUCAGGGAUUACCGGAGGAACCAGUAAUGUAUCGAGGACCUGAUGCUGCUAAACAUUUUGUAUCAGCGUUGGUGGAUAUUGGAAAACAAGUAUCAGAUAUCAUGAAAAUUAACAUCGAGAUGAAUCCUCUAACUUCUGAGGAACAACAUCGUUUCAAUACCACAAAACAUUGCGACUCGUGUUUAAUAGAGUUUACCGAUAAGUUAGUAAAAGUCAAGGAUCAUAAUCAUUGGACGGCAAAAUUUCGAGCUGUUUUAUGCCACAAAUGUAAUUUACAACGACGAUAUUCCGCAUUCAUACCAGUUAUCAUGCAUGGUCUUUCAAACUAUGACUCGCACAUGAUAAUACCAGAAAUGGCUUACGACAAUAAAGACAUUACUGUUAUAGCACAAUCCGAAGAAAAAUAUAUUUCGUUCAGUAAGACAAUAAGCGAUUAUUUUCAACUUCGAUUUAUAGAUUCAUAUCGAUUUUUGCAAGCGAGUUUGUAUCAACUUACAACCACCUUGACUUUACCUGAUUUUGCACAUACAUUAAAUGUCUUUAAAUCGUUGGAGUUGGUCACACGGAAAUCGGUUUUCCCAUACGAAUACGUAGACAGUUGGGAAAAACUCGACGAAAAUCAGUUGCCAACCCGCGAAAAUUUUUACAGUUCCAUUACGAAAAAUACAGUAUCCGAAGAGGACUAUGAACAUGCAAAAAAAAUGUGGCAACACUUUGAAUGCAAAACUAUUGGUGAUUAUAGUGACAAGUAUUUACUUGUCGACGUUAUGGUACUUGCUGACAUAUUUGAAAAGUUUCGCGCGGAGAGUUUAAAAAAUUAUUCUCUGGAUCCCACUCAUUAUUACUCAUGUCCAGCCCUAUCAUUUGAUGCUAUGUUAAAAUAUACUGAUGUCAACAUUGAAUUGAUAACAGACCCAGAUAUGUUAUUAAUGUUUGAAUUGGGUAUACGUGGAGGUUUGACACAAGUCAAUCAGCGGUAUGCUCGAGCAAAUCAUCCAGGUAUCUCUGACUACAAUCCCAAUAUUCCACAUAAAUAUCUUCAAUACCUAGAUGCUACAAAUUUAUAUGGAACAGCAAUGAUGGAACCGAUGCCACUUGGUAAUUUUGAAUGGUCAACUGUUACAUUGGAGGAAAUACUUGACACAGCUGAGGAUGCUGAUCAUGGAUAUCUUGUGCAAGUCGAUGUAGAUUAUCCACAACAUUUACAUGAUUUACACAACGAUUUACCAUUUUUUCCGGUAAACGAGCGACCACCUCUACCGUCUGCCAAAUACAAAAAACUGAUGACCACAUUGUUUCCAAAACGUAAUUACGUUGUACACUAUCGAACAUUAAAGCAAGCGGUAAAACACGGUGUGGUUAUCACAAAACUGCAUAAAGUCAUAAAGUUUAAACAAUCUCGAUGGUUGGCACCCUACAUCCAAAUGAAUACAGAAUUACGUAAAAAAGCCUCCAACAAGUUUGAACAAGAUCUACCAAAAUAUAUGAUCAACUCCAACUAUGGUAAAACAUUGGAAAACGUGAGAAAACAUCAAAGUAUUCAACUCGUUUGUAACGAAGAUAAAUUAUCAAAACUGGUAGCGAAACCGUCGUUUGGUCACACCACAAUAUUUAAUGAAAACCUUGUAGCUGUACACAUGUAUAAAGAAAAAAUUAAUUUUUUUAAACCCAUUUUUAUUGGACAGGCCGUGUUGGAUAUUAGUAAAUGUAUCAUGUACAAGUUUCAUUAUGAUAUAAUGCAACCAUUUUAUGGUCCUGAAAGACUUAGACUCGUGUAUAUGGAUACAGACAGUUUUAUUUAUUUAAUAUUAACGCAUAGUUUUCAGGAUGAUUUGAAAAAAUAUCUGUUUGAAUACUUCGACACUUCCAACUAUCCCACUGAUUAUCCAUGUUACAGUGAUAAACGUAAAAAACAACCGGGUACAUUUACCGACGAAUGUAAAGGUAUGCAUAUGGAGAAAAUUGUUGCACUCUUGCCCAAAGUCUAUGCGUACCUGAUUGCCUACAAAAAUUAUAAAAACGUUUUGCGGCAAGAAGAAGUGAAGCGAUUGAAGGGUAUUAGUAUGGGUGUAGUGAAACAUGAAAUAAAUAUGGUUGACUAUUUAAAUUGUUUGCGAAAUAAACUAAAACAAAUUCACAAGAAAAUUUCCAUCAUACGUUCAAAACAUCACAAUGUUUUGACGGUAGAAACGAGGAAACUCGCAUUGUCCAACAACUAUGACAAGCGUGCAAUAGUCGGUGAUGAGUUUGAGUAUAAAAAUGUAUAUACAAAAGCGUGGGGACAUUAUUCUUUAAAUACAUAACAAUUUAUUUUGUAUAAAAUAUAUUAUUGUAUUUAGUAUUUUAUUAACAAUAUAUGUCAAUU
Molecule: messenger RNA, 3974 nt
Organism: Daktulosphaira vitifoliae (grape phylloxera)
Lineage: Eukaryota; Metazoa; Arthropoda; Insecta; Hemiptera; Phylloxeridae
Exons: 7
Coding region: 241-3912 (1223 amino acids)
Source: RefSeq, a predicted model, not a curated record